Lucilia sericata (common green bottle fly) is the source of this 4455-nucleotide messenger RNA. RefSeq lists its product as uncharacterized. Bases 1205 to 4282 code for a protein of 1025 amino acids. The transcript is spliced from 9 exons. Lineage: Eukaryota; Metazoa; Arthropoda; Insecta; Diptera; Calliphoridae. The record is from RefSeq and is a predicted model, not a curated record.
UAAUGCUUUCAGUUUCAUUUUAAACUUCGCAGGUGUUGUUUCGCAAAGCGGUUAAAAUCAUAAAAUAAUAGAGUGGAAAAAAGAAUUUUAUGCAAAAAUAAAGAAAAAUAUUUUACAAAGAUUUUAAUAAACACAGAAAAUAUUAGAAAUAUUAAACAAAUACAAACAAAAAUUAAAAAACAACGUUUAGUGUCAAUUAUUUAUCUAAUAUUUUCAAUAAAUAACAAAAGUAUAAAAGAAUUAUUUGAGCUUUGAGUGUGAGUCUUAGAGAAAAACUAAACGGUAAAAAAAGUUUGUUGCUUAAGUCUUUUGUUUUUUCGUUUCUUGUGGAUCUGGUUGUUUGGCUGACUUGACUGGCAUUCCUUUCAAUUUUAUGCAAAACAGAAUAUAAUUUAUCAAAAAAAUAACAACAAAAUUGUUUGUUAUGCAAAUAUUUGUUUAUAUUGCGUGUAAUAAUUCAAGUGCAAAAUAAACAUUUACAACUACAUGACUACAACAAGCCAACAACUAGAAAAAAAAUUAAAAAAUAGCCAACAUUUUUAACAAAAAAAUAAAAGACAUACAUGUAUAAACAACCUAACACAUGUGAUUGUUGUGCAUGAUGGUGACUAAAAUCAACAACAUCAACACCAUCAUCAUCAUCAUCAUCGUCAUCCUUUAAAUACACACAUUAUUCGUAAAUGGCACGUGCUUUGUUUAAGUUGUUUUUGCAUUUAAAUGAAAAUAAAUAUAAAUAAAACUACAAAUAAGCAAAUAAAAUAAAAAAUAACGUUUUUGUGCAUUUAACUAUAAUAUAUCUUAAAAGUGUGAUAAAAAUUUAUUUCAUUUCCAUAGUUUUUUAUGACAAAUUAUACAGAUUAACAAAAGAAACAUCAAAGAAAAAAAUUAUAUUGUUAAAACCUAUUUCCUAGUUGAAAUAGAAAAAAAUAUAUAAUAAAUAAAUCAAAUAAAUAUUUUUUAAAAUAUAUAGAUUUAUACAAAUCAUUUGUUUGCUAUUUACAUCAGAGUUCUUCUAUUCAUCAGUUCAGUUCUGUUCAACUCAAAUCAAUUCUGUUUUGUUUAACAAAACAAAUAAGUUGAUAAACACAAGUGAAGAGUAAAGGAUGAUAAAGUGAGAAUAAAUCAUUUUGCAUAUACCAACGAAAAUUAGCUGAAAACUUUAGAAACCUUAAAUACAAAAAAUACACAAAUUAGAAAAGUUAACAUGAUUUUAAAACAUAAUCUAUUGCUAAUAUCAAUGCUACUUGGGAGUAUUUUAACUACAGUAACAGCAUAUCCCCAAUAUGAAGAUGAGGGAAGCAAUGUUCAGGCAGAGAAUGUUCAAACUAAUGAAAAUGAAGAAAUUUACGAACCCGCCCUGUUGCAACAGCAUGUUGAUGAGAUCGAAAGAAAAACUGAGGCAUUAAAUCACAUGGAUGUAGAUAUGGAUUCGAAAACAGAAGUUACUUUAAAGAAUGUACGCAAUAUAUCAGAUAACCAACUCUCCAACGAAUAUAUUUCCAUAGAAAAUGAAGUUCAACAUGAUGUUAACAUGCCAAAAGAAGUUGAAACGGAAGAUAAUACUUCUAUAGAGAGUACCGAACAAAAUUCGAAAAUAUUGUCCAAGGAAGAGGAAUAUGAAACUGAAAAUCCAAUAAGUAAAAAGAUCAGAAUGGGUAGACUUUUUACUACAACUACAGUACCCGAAUAUAUACGCAAAAUUGGUAAUGAAAACCCAACUUUAACCGCCAGAGAUACUAAUAUUUCCAAUUCUGAUUAUGUGGAAGAUGAAGAUGACAUUGUAGAUCAUAUGCAAAGAAAACCUACAACAAAAAUACCCAUAAACCAUAAUCUAGAUAAUUCAAGUGAGGAAAAUGACGAAAUAGUGCCUUUGGCUAUGAAAUACUAUGAUGAAAUACCACCUGAAAAUGCUUCCUCAUCCCGUCAUGUAGAACAUGUCAGUUCAGAAGACUAUUACGAAGAGGAAUUUCAUGAAACAGAAUCGACAACAGCAGACAAUAUUUUAUUACGUACUUUAUUUGCUGGCCCCACUACACCCAAUGACAUGAUCAGCAUUACAGCGCCCACACCAAACCCUCAAACAAUAGGCUUAGAUGAUAAUAAUAAUCCCAUGGGACAAUUUGACUUAUCAUUAUUUACAACUACAGCGCCGCUACCACCGCCACCUCAAUCCCAAACCCAAACAGUAUUGGGCAUAACCUCAAAUGCAGUGGCAGUCGGUCCAGUUGUAAAUGAUAAGAAAGCCAAACAAAUACCUAUUAUCAACACAGUACCAGUUGUAACAACGACUGCAACUACAAGUAGUAGACGUCGCCUUUUGCCAUAUGAACAAUUACGUAACUACGUUGAAGAUGCUUACAUUCGCAUGCCACUUGCGGUCAUCGUUGAUACAUCUGCAGAAGCAUUGGCGAAAACGAAAGCACUAUGGAAUGAUGCCAUGCGUUCAGAUUUCAACGUUAAAAUUGUAAUGGUAACAUUAAAUAAAUCCGAGGAAUUACCAGCUGCAUUUUAUUUCAAUAAUACUCGACAAUUUUUAACCGGUUUAAAUAGCAUAAAAGCGCAAUAUAACGGUGAUGCCUUUAGGGGAAUAUCAUAUGCAGCGUCAUUGGUACCCUAUGACAGUGCGAUAUUUAUAUCAACGGCUCAUAUGGCCAGUAACAAUCAUCAAGUGCAAAAUUCGGCCAUAACAUUGCUCAAAAAAAGAAUAAGGCUUUAUCUUAUUUGGUUUGGAAACACUACAAAGUGUGAUUGUGAAAAUGAAACACAAAACUCAAUUGGUGGCAUUUUAGGAGAGGUAGCCACACGAUCAGGUGGAGAAAUUUUACAUAUAGUGGGUGAGGAGAAUUCCCAAGAAUUGGCUGGUAGAACGCAUACAAUAGUAGCCGACGCUUUAAGAGGUUCCCAGGAAGUCGACGUACCGGUGGAUACCACAUUAUCUAGUUUACAUGUAAAAAUUGAUAAACUGAUGCGAAGAGCAGUAUUGGAAACGCCCAAUGGCGAAAUUAAUUUGAAGAAAUUAGUUAAAUUUAAAACACACUCAUUAAGCACAUUCGAUGACGACGAUAAGCGCUUAGAUGCUUAUGUGCCUUUAACAAAAUUGCGCAAAGCCACUGUUUACAAAUUAAAAAUGAUACCAGAAGAUUUAACAACGGAAUACAGUGUUUUCAUUAGAGGCGAACGUAAAGCUGACACAUUUCUAGAUGAUAUGAUUAAACACUUUGAAACGUAUUUCUUUGAAGGCCACACCUCAUAUCCGGCUCGUGCACAUAUUGGUGAAUUGCAGCAAAGUGUGGCACCAGAAGUCCUAACACAUUCUAAAUUACAAUUUCCGACCGAUGAAAAAUCUAUACCCAAAAGUGAAGUAGAAACAUUUUCGACACAUGAAAUUCAUCUGAAUACAAUCAAUAGUCAAGAGAAUAACAUUUCGUCUCUGGCGGCAACAACUGCGGAGCCUCAACAAAGAAACACUAAUAUUUUACAAAGAACAAACACAAGAAUUGAAAUGGGUACACAAUCCCAAAUCCUUAUCGCACCCGGUAUGCUGGGUCAGUUAUAUUUUGAAGUCACAAAUACAGGCUAUGAAGCUGCGUACUACAAUAUACAAGUAGUAGACGAAAGACGUUAUUUAAUGAGAUUAACGCCACAAAGCUUUUUUUUACGUCCUGGUCAAAUGAUUACAGUUACAGUAACAGUUUUAGUACCACAAAAUGCGCAAGGAAACACCAUAGAUCAUAUAACAUUUUCAACUACAUCUGUUCGUACUACAACGUCCCUGACGCUCAAUCUUAAAGUUAUAACAACCAUAGAUGCACAGGACAACACGUUACCCUCUAUCUCUUGGUUGUUUGGCAGUCGUUGUGAAGGUAUUUCCAGUGAAUUAGAUUCAUGUUCGGAAAGAUUUUGGAGUAUGUACAUUACCGCUCAGGAUUGGCAAACUGGCAUAUUGCGUUUACAAGCUACACCUUCAUCUGGUUUAAUUUACACAAAAUCCUAUACUAUAGGCUCUACUGAACCUUUGAAAGCUACUUAUGUGGCUUCUUGUUGUGAGCCAAAAGUUUCGUUAGUAGCCUUUGAUGUUGCUGGCAAUCAACGUUCCCAUACUGUCGAUGUUAGAGAUUUGGUGUUGACCGAAGCAUCAAUAGCUGCCAUUGCAUUAGGCGCUAUUUUACUCAUAUUACUUAUUAUAUUGUUAAUAGCUGCCAUAGUAUGGUGUUGUCGCCGUCGUAAGAUAGUAUUGGAUCUUCCAACGUAUAGAUCACAUUCUACUAGAAGUAUGGAAUAAAAACAUGCUUCAGAAAACUAUUGAUUUGAAAUAGAGAUCGUUUUUCUUUUCAAACCGAACUAAAUAAUAGCACUGAUUUAUUCAUAACUUGGAAAAAAUUAUUGCAACUGCCAUACAUACGUAGUAAUAACUAGAAAUCAUUUACUUUAAAUUGCUGCAUUUUUAAAAUAUGU